CACUUUCCUCCCGGUCGCGCCUCGGUCCCUGCCGCUCCGUGCUGACGUCACGCCGGGACCUCCUCGAUUUUCGUGGCCCACGCCAAGUGUCCACGCUGUGCUCGGCCCUCGCUGCCUCUGCGGGCUCGUGGGCUGCGAGGGCACCGACGGGCGAGAGGUGUCCACGCCACCCUUCGCUGUUGCUGAGAAGGCCCAACGCCAGGCAGAGCCCGCUCCCAGUGUUCAUCUGCAGGGAGCCCUCGGGAAGGUUCUAGACGAGAUCGUGGCUGUCCCUGUCCCCUGGGGGUUCAUGGGCUGCAGCAGCUCCGUCCCUGCUCAGUGGCCAGGCCCACCAUGCUGCAGUGCCGGCCAGCCCAGGAGUUCAGCCUCGGCCCCCGGGCCCUGAAGGACGCCCUGGUGUCCACAGACCCAGCCCUGCAGCAGCUCUACAUGUCUGCCUUCUCCCCGGCUGAGAGGCUCUUCCUGGCCGAGGCCUACAGUCCCCAGAGGACCCUGUUUUGCACCCCGUUCAUCCACACGGCAUUUGACUGGCUCCUCAGCCGCCCCGAAGCCCCCGAGGACUUUGCAACCUUCCACGCCGGCCUGCGGACCAGGCGGCGGGUCCCCGCUCGGAAGCACAUCUACCUACAGCCAAUCGAUCUGAGUGAGGGGCUGGUGCGCAGUGCCCUCCUGGCCUCCCUGCAGAGCUGCACGGAGGCCUUCUUCCUGGGACUACAGGUCAGGUGCCUGCCCUCCGUGCCCGCCGCGUCCAUCCGCUGCUCGUCGCGGCGCAGUCAGGACUCUGACAGGCUGCAGCUGCACACAGAGGGCAUCCUGGACUUCCUGAAGAAUAGCAAACCGGGAGACGCGCUCUGCGUGCUGGGCCUGACGCUGUCCGACCUGUACCCCUGCGAGGCCUGGAGCUUCACCUUUGGCACGUUCCUCCCGGGGCACGAGGUGGGUAUCUGCAGCUUUGCCCGGUUCUCGGGGGAGCUCCUGAAGGUGAGGCCCAGCGCCUUGGACCCGGCCGGGGCACAGGUGGUGGCAGACGAUCCCAAGACCACCCUGCGGGACGAAGGCCGGACCCUAUGCUUCAGCACCCUGGCGAUGGUCCAGUGCUGCAAGGUCACAUGCCACGAGCUCUGCCACCUACUCGGCCUGGGGAGCUGCCGCUGGCUACGCUGCCUCAUGCAGGGGGUGCUCAGCCUGGACGAGGCCCUGCGACGGCCCCUGGACCUGUGUCCCAUCUGCCUGCGGAAGCUGCAGCACAUCCUGGGCUUUAAGCUGGUGGAGAGGUACAAGAAAUUGCAUGCCUGGACACAAGCAGUGGCGGGGAUGCUGCCCGGCCAGCAGGCGGGGGAGCUGUCCGUGUCGGAGGACAGCUCGCCAAGCAGUGCGGACUCGGGCCUGUGCUGUGACAGCGACUCGGAGCCUGGCACCAGCCUGUCCGAGCCCCUCACUCCCAACGCAUGGACCCACACCUUCUCGGCAGAGCUGGAGCCCCAGGACGGGCUGGACUCCCUGGUGGCCUCGGAGGCCAUCGCAGAGCACAGCCGGUGGCUGGCGACGUGCAUCCAGGCCCUGGAGAGGGAGGUGACAGAGGAGGAGCUGGCACGGGUGGACAGAGCCGUGGACGCGCUGGCCCGCUGGGAGAUGUUCACAGGGAGGCUCCCGGCUGUGCGGCGGGACUUGGCCUGCAGCAGAAACGGUGCAGGGCUGCGGAAGGUGCUGGGGGACAAGCUGUCCUCCCUGAGGAAGAGGCUGAGCACGCGCCAAUUGUCCAGGGUGGACGCUUCUCCCUGUCGUUGGAAGGCCGAGGACAAUUAGCCCAGUGCUGUGUCCUGUGCAAUGUCUGCCUUUCCCUAGGACGCCAAUGCCUGUCACCAUCCAGUGACCUAGGGCGCUGUGGGUCCCCAGGGGUCACGGGGCGGUAUCUCUAGGGAAGCUGAGGAAAAUCUGUCUUCAGACGGCUCUCUUAGGCCCUGUGUCCUACUGACCACUUGCUCCCACACCCCAGCCCAGCCUGGACGUCAACAUGGGAGGAAGGAGGCAGGGGGCCGCGCUAUUGCCAACUUGGCUCCCAAGGCCCAUAGCUGGGGUCUCUCCUCGAGGGAAGUGGGGGCGUUGUUUCUACCUGCAAUGUCCCCCCACAAAGGGGUGCCUCCUGCCUGCUGACAGCAGUCUGGUCCUUAGGGACUUCACGUGGCGUCUCCGAGAAAGUUCUGGAUGGCCACCACCCACUGGAGGGUGUGCCACGGAACUCUGCCACUUCUUCUGACGGUGUUGCAGGUGGGAAGGUGGGCAGGGCACGGCCCUGCCUGCUGCAACUUGCUGGUGAAACAGGCAGUUGCCUCUUGGGACAGUGUCUGACAAAGGUGGCCUGGGAUCUGGCCAGUUAGUGUUCCUUAUGCCUCUGUCUGUCCUGAUUUCUUUUUGUUUCGUUCUAGCCGUUGUUCUCUUGGCAACUGACAGAACUAUGUUAGCCUCCCUUUAAUUUUUGUCAAAUUUUGCUGCCGUCAUUUGAAGCUUUUAUGUAUAUACAUUUGAUUGUUU
Messenger RNA from Rhinolophus ferrumequinum (greater horseshoe bat), 2532 nucleotides. RefSeq names its product archaelysin family metallopeptidase 1 (gene AMZ1). The transcript has 7 exons. The record is from RefSeq and is a predicted model, not a curated record. Gene Ontology annotation, molecular function: metallopeptidase activity. Bases 334 to 1806 code for a protein of 490 amino acids. Gene Ontology annotation, biological process: proteolysis. Lineage: Eukaryota; Metazoa; Chordata; Mammalia; Chiroptera; Rhinolophidae.